GGCCGCGCCGGAAGGGCGGGGCCGGCGGGGAGGAGGCCGGGGCGCCAUGGCCACAGCGACGGACCAGCUGGUUGGGUUUGGCUUGGUCGCCUUCAGCCUCGUCCUCUUUGUUUACUAUACGCUCUGGAUCAUCGUACUGCCCUUCAUCGACAGUGACCAUGGGAUCCACCAGUAUUUCCUGCCUCGGGAAUAUGCAGUUAUCAUCCCUGUGGUGGCUGGGCUGCUGCUGCUGCUAUUUAUAGGUGUUUUUAUAAUUUUCAUCAUGUGGAAGAGCAGGAAACCUGCCAAGAAAUCAGACUGAAGGCCCAGCUGAGGAGAUGAGGAGGUGCCCACGCUGCGGCAUUGUAGCCAGGAAAAGACUUUUCCUGCAGCUCCAGGCAGACAUCUCCUCCAAGGUGCCCAGCACUGAGUUGCUCCACGUUCCCUCCUGCAGAGACUAAAUGUAGUUUACAAGUCACUGACCAAAGAGAAGCAGGAUUCAUCCAAGGCUCAUCAAGUGAGGGACCAGAGCCCCUGCUGAGGGACCUGCUCCCCAGCUGUGGCUGCCUAGCCCACUCUCUGGGCACUCCUUCCCCUCAGCUCUGGCUCUGCUCAGUAGUUUGUUCCAUCUGGGAAUUUUUAAAAAAGUUUACAUACAGUUUGUGGGGGUUUUUGAUUCAAGUCUGAGAGGAAAGAAAUAAGACUUUGGGCUUGGAAAGGACAGGUUUUCCUUCUCCAUUUGCUUCUGGAAGGGCUAAUCACAGUGCUGGGGGCUCUUGCCUUUCUGAAGAGGGACUCCCACGAGGCUGGGUGCGCAGAGGGUGCAGGGACAGUGCUGCCCUCUGCGUCCCACCAUGCACUCACCCAGCUGAGAGGGUGAUGAGGAGAUGUCCUGGAUCACAAGGAAGUGUUGGGUGUGGUUCCCAUCACAGCUGUCAGUCCUGGCUGGAUUCCUGCCCUGGACAAGGCUCCGUGUGCCAGCCAGGCUGGGGCUGAGCAAGCAGGUGUGGUGCCAGUGUCCUUCCCCCAUGAGGUUUCCUCUCCUAGCAGCUCCCCUGGACCACAGCGAGCAGGAUCACCCUCAAUAAAGGUCUGUAAGGUCUC
Messenger RNA from Corvus hawaiiensis (hawaiian crow), 1083 nucleotides. It is a transcript of the gene DPM2, whose product is annotated as dolichyl-phosphate mannosyltransferase subunit 2, regulatory. Gene Ontology annotation, biological process: GPI anchor biosynthetic process. Gene Ontology annotation, cellular component: dolichol-phosphate-mannose synthase complex; endoplasmic reticulum membrane. The coding region runs from base 47 to 301 and encodes 84 amino acids. Gene Ontology annotation, molecular function: enzyme regulator activity. NCBI's taxonomy places the organism in Eukaryota, Metazoa, Chordata, Aves, Passeriformes, Corvidae. The record is from RefSeq and is a predicted model, not a curated record. The transcript is spliced from 4 exons.